This is a messenger RNA of Humulus lupulus (European hop), 2008 nucleotides long. RefSeq lists its product as uncharacterized. NCBI's taxonomy places the organism in Eukaryota, Viridiplantae, Streptophyta, Magnoliopsida, Rosales, Cannabaceae. Bases 619 to 1884 code for a protein of 421 amino acids. The transcript has 9 exons. The record is from RefSeq and is a predicted model, not a curated record. Gene Ontology annotation, molecular function: mRNA binding; protein binding.
CAGCACCAAAAUACUUCUUUUAACUUUAUUUUAAACAAAUUAUUAUUAUUCUUUGUUGGUUUGCGGUAUGUGUAUUUUAUUGGCCUAAUGAACAUACUAGAUCUAAUGGUACACUUUCAGCUUUGAAAUCUUCAUAUAUAAGUUCUAGCUCCAUCAUUAUACAAAAUUUUCCAAUACAAUUUUUUUAUAUCAUUAAUAUUAUCAUUAUCAUAAUUUAAGAUUUGAUACUAAUUCAUUUUUAUUUGUUUAUUUAUUUUGUAGUUAUUGUUUUGGUCGGACAAAUUUGUGCUUAAACUAUAAGAGUUCUUUUUUUUUUUUUUUUAUAUUAUAGGUCUACUGUUUGAAUUCGGAAUCAUCCUUUCUCGUGUUUUGAUUGUAUUAUAGAUUGGCUUAGAUAGCGUAGUAUACAAUGAACUCUGUUGUACGAAAGAAAUCACUUCUCAAAUCUAUCUGUAACGUAGUUCCGAUUCAUUCCUAAUAAGAUAAAGUCUUCCUUUAAAAAAAAAAUUUAGUGGAGUAACUAUAUAUAUUCUUUAGAUUGGGCCUCUAAAUUGAUCGUCCCUGAUCGAGACUUGAUCCGAUUCAUGACUCGUCUUCUUCAGUUGUGGCGCGUUGUGUAUGCCUGACCAUGACCAGGACGACCCCAUGGAUUCUCCUCCUCCCAGAACUUCUAACCCUACGCCAAAUCUCGAACCCACAACCUCUUCUUCUUUUUCUUCUUCAGAAACUACAAUGAAGACCCCCACGUCUCCUCCGCCGGAACAACCGAGUUCUUCAGAACCAAAGCCACCGGAACCCCAAAACGAAGCUUCCGUUGAAGAAUUCGAAUCGAAUUCCCUGAACUCCGAAGUUGCAAAAACUGGUGAACCCUGUGGCAAGCAGAGCUAUGAUGAGUACCAACGACAUGUCGUUCCAUAUACGAUUCCCCCUUGGAGUGAAGCUCCCGGCUACAAUUUCUACUUUGAAAUUCUAAAGGAAGGUUCUAAUAAAGAUCAAUUUGAUGUAUACCAGAAAGGGGCUUAUAUGUUUGGACGUGUGGACGUCUGUGACUUUUUACUUGAUCAUCCCACCAUUUCUCGCUUUCACGCAGUUCUUCAGUUCAAAAGAAGUGGAGAAGCUUAUAUUUAUGAUCUCGGAAGUACUCAUGGUACUUUCGUCAACAAUAAUCAGGUGAAGAAAAAGAGCUAUGUGGAUUUACAUGUUGGUGAUGUCAUUCGAUUUGGACAGUCAUCUCAUUUGUACAUUUUUCGAGGACCAACAGAUUCAAUGCCACCAGAAGCUGACUUGGAGAGAAUAAGAAAUGUUAAGGUCCGAGAAGAGGUGCUUGAUCGGGAAGCUUCACUUCAAGGAGCAAGACGUGAAGCAUCUCAUGUUGAUGGUGUCUUAUGGGACAUAGAAGAAGAUGCUAUUAAAGAGGUUGAGGACGAAGCAGAUGAGGUAACUAGGCAGACUUACAAAGGACAACUAACAGAGAAGCAAGCAAAAACCUGUGAAAAGGCUAUCAAAAGAAGGGAGAAGGAGAAUCAUAAUCAACAAUCGAAUCAGGACGAGCUGGCUGAGUCGCUCAAGGAUCUUUUCACUAGUGUGUUUACCAUGGUCAAAUCUGAAAUUCAGGGCACAAACAACAAUUUAGAGCUAUUGGAAAAGAUCAAUCUCCGAGUAGCAGAGGAAUACAAUGGCCAUGGAGACGUGGCUUCAGGACUAAGGGUUUUCGUGGAGCAACUGAAGUCCAAAAGCUCUAGUUUUGAUGAAUACGUGCGACAAAUAGACACCAUAGAGCAACAAGUGAUUGAGUUUGAGGCUGUAAUCUCUAUGCUUGACAGAUAUGUAUCUAUGUUGGAAUCUAAACUUCUAUCUGCUUCUUCUCAUAAUCCAUCCCUUUAAUUUGACCCAAAGAAAACUCAUUUCAGAGUUUAUUUGAAAUAAGAGACACAAAUAUUCUUUUUUUCUUUUUCAAAUCUUUUGUAGAGUUUGGAAUUGUAAUUAAUAACAUUUUUUUUCCUUCCAA